Molecule: messenger RNA, 2999 nt
Organism: Conger conger (European conger)
Lineage: Eukaryota; Metazoa; Chordata; Actinopteri; Anguilliformes; Congridae
Gene: dlx5a
Product: distal-less homeobox 5a
Exons: 3
Coding region: 309-1157 (282 amino acids)
Biological process (GO): anatomical structure formation involved in morphogenesis; cell differentiation; embryo development
Molecular function (GO): DNA-binding transcription factor activity, RNA polymerase II-specific; RNA polymerase II cis-regulatory region sequence-specific DNA binding
Source: RefSeq, a predicted model, not a curated record
GUGUGUCCAGUGUACCUUGGGCAUUUUGGGCUGAUAUGUAAAAACAAUAUCUUGGUAUCAAUAAGCUUUGUUUUGCCGAACCGGUUGAACGAGUUGGGUGUAGUUCCUGUCUGCUCCCUUUGGCCAAUGGAACCAGAUCCUCCCUGCAGUGCGUAAGAGCGCAAUUUAGGAUUUAACCAAGUCUUUGCUGCGAGGCUGGCAGCAGUCUGCGAGAGAACCCGUCUGUGUAGCACACGCAAUGUCAGCGUAAACUUAAGACCAUUAUUCUUAGGCUGCCCUUCGAUCACCACGGCUGCACAACUCGAACUAUGACUGGAGUAUUCGACAGAAGAAUUCCAAGUAUUAAAUCUACAGAUUUCCAGAACCCUUUUCAAAUUUCCACGAUGCAUCACCCGUCUCAGGAAUCGCCAACGUUGCCCGAGUCAUCGGCCACGGAUUCUGGCUACUAUAGCCCGGCUGGCGGAGUUCCUCACGGCUAUUGUUCGCCCAGUUCGACCUCGUACGGGAAGGCGCUUAAUGCCUACCAAUACCAGUACCAUGGGGUAAAUGGAUCUGCUGGAAAUUACCCUGCAAAAUCAUAUCCAGAUUACACUACGUACACGAGCGCCGCUUACCACCAAUAUGCCGGAAGCUAUAGCAGAGUGCAAGCGCAAGCGAGCCCACAAGAAAAAGAAGUGGCAGAGCCCGAAGUCAGAAUGGUGAACGGAAAACCGAAGAAAGUCCGAAAACCUCGCACGAUCUAUUCAAGUUUUCAACUUGCUGCCCUACAACGCCGAUUUCAGAACACGCAAUACCUCGCCCUGCCGGAGAGAGCUGAGCUCGCGGCCUCUCUUGGGCUCACACAGACACAGGUCAAAAUUUGGUUCCAGAACAAAAGAUCUAAACUGAAAAAGAUUAUGAAAAACGGCGAACUACCACCCGAGCAUAGCCCGAGUUCCAGUGACCCCAUGGCGUGCAACUCUCCCCAAUCUCCCGCUGUCUGGGACUCACAAGGCCCCACGAGGCCUCACAGCCACCAACAGAACAUCAACGCCACGGCAACCUUCUUGGAAAAUUCAAGUUCUUGGUAUUCUUCAGCGGGUACAGUUAACUCUCACCUUCAGGCCCCCAACUCGAUACAACACUCGUUGGUUCUUGGAUCGGGGACGUUGUAUUGAAACCUUAUUUAACUAUUUAAAUGUACUGGACUCAUGUUAAUUUUUUUUAAGGAAUAUGCAAUGUAUUAAUACGACAGUUAUAGAGAAAAGUGUAUAGUGUGUAAAUGUGUGCAUGUAAUUUAUUGCAUUUGGAACAGACAUUAAACAUGUUUUAAACGGACAAUGGAACUCCGGACACUUGGAAUGGUGCCUUCAAUUAUGACCUCAAGACUUCUCAUCCCCUAUGCAUACGCUGCAUAUGUUGAUAGGGAAAUCCAGUUGUAUAUAGUAACAAGGAGUAUCUGGUACAAAACGUGGACCUCUGAGAAUGAAUUAGAAUCUCAUAUCCAUCUGCAUUUAAUCAAAAACGAUUAAAAAGAAGCAUGAUUAGCUACAUCAUUGUGUGCAUUGAUUUAAUUGACUUCAAGAUGUGGUCGCUGGAGUUUCCGUUAUGAUAAAAUAAUCAUAAACCUUUCUUUCUAUUAAUUUAAAUAGGACUGGGAUGUGAAUACCAUAUCUAAAAAGUAGUAAUAAGCUAUGUUUUUUUUAAAAUAUAUAUAUAAAGAAAAUGUACUAUGUUCAUUUUAAAAUGGUACUCAGCUCACAAAACUAAAAUGUGGAAACAAUAUUUUUGGAGAUAACUUCGUUUUAUGUAACCUUUAAUUUCACAAUUGUGGUAGAAAAUCUAGAAAUGCAACGGGUUAAUAUAAUUUUUACCGCUACAAUUUAGGUUUAAGCAAUAUUGUUUGGAGAGGUUAUCUACGUCGCUCACCGGCUACGUUAGAGCUAAGCAGUGGUUUUAAAAGUGAGGUCUAACUGUACGCUGUAAUUUUUUAAAAUAAGAUUUGCCUGCGUCAUACUGUUGUGCCACUGAAAGAUAGAUAUAUAUCUUUCAUAAGCAUAAAUGUAUAUAUGUUUUUUCAGCAUCGGUGCAUACAUAUCAGAGCACAGUGCUGUGAUGGUUUUGAAGCUUAUAGAAGCUUUUUAUGUUGUGCUUAUGGCUUUUAAGUCAAAGUUAGAAACGAAUACCCUUUUCCCCUUAUUUUUCUUCUUCGUUGCGUUACUAUUUCUGUGAUUGUAACUGUAGUGUUUUGUGUUUAAAGUUUCGUGGAGUGAUGGGGUUUUCCCGCAGAAUGAGCUGAUAGCAUUUUUGUCUUAUUUCUUGGGUUACAUCUGGAUUCCAACCUCCCGAAAAUGUGGGUGUCGGUCUGGCAGACAGCAGUCUCUCUCUCUCUCUCUCUCUCUCUCUCUCUCUCUCUCUCUCUCUCUCUCUCUCUCUCUCUCUCUCUCUCUCUCUCUCUCUCUCUCUCUCUCUCUCUCUCUCUCUCUCUCUCUCUCUCUCUCUCUCUCUCUCUCUCUCUCUCCUUCCUUCCCUCCCCUACAAUUAGUUGCUUUGAAUGGAAGAGAGGAGGCGAAGGGGCGGCUUGGAGAUCUGAGGCAACCCGCAUUCCUGUGGGUGCAGACCGGCUCCAGCUCUCUGCCACUCCCGACCACAGUCCACACAGUCAAAUCGUGUUGGUGCUUCAUCGUAAUAAUAAUAAUGAUAAUGAUGAUGAUGAUAAUAAUAAUAAUAAUAAUAAUAAUAAUAAUAAUAAUAAUAAUAAUAAUAACGUUUCUUAUAUGUUUACUUUUAAAGCAAAUAGUUUGAGAUCGAAAAACAUUUAGGCUUUGCACCUAUAUAGGCCUAUUGAUGGCGUAUUUUGGUUGUCAUAUGUAUAGCAUGUCGAACUGAAGUUCAAAGUGCAUCUUACCGUUUGUCCCAUGGGGAAAUGUACAACUCUUUGGUUUAAGUCACGUUUUGCAAUGAAUGUUUGGGCAUCUGUUAGUCAUCCCGAUUAAAUCAUUAAAAACAUUUAUUAGACA